Meira miltonrushii is the source of this 681-nucleotide messenger RNA. RefSeq lists its product as uncharacterized. The record is from RefSeq and is a predicted model, not a curated record. Bases 1 to 681 code for a protein of 226 amino acids. The transcript has 3 exons. Lineage: Eukaryota; Fungi; Basidiomycota; Exobasidiomycetes; Exobasidiales; Brachybasidiaceae.
AUGUCAGAACCAAAAACAUGGAAGCCGAGCAAGUUAAACAAAAUCCUGGGCGCUUUAUGGUGCGGAGCAUUAUUGCGAAAAGGACCAAUGUGUUGUACGACCAAUUGUUCUUGUUUCAAUGAUGUCGAAAGUCCAGAAGCAUCACAAGCAAGAGCAGAUGAGGCAAGAUGGAAGUAUAGAAGUGAAAAAUUGGCAGAUCGUCAAGAAUCUCGUGCUCAAGCUGCAGAAAGACGUGAACAAAGAAGAGAAAACAAGAAAGAACGUAAAGUUGCAAAAGCUGAUAGUAGAAGAGAAAAGGCAAAAGCUAAAUCUACGAGAAGCUCUUCCAGUAAUCCCCCGAUUACAAAUCCACAAUCGAAUGAAGUUCAACCUCCAAUUUCAGAAAACACACCUGUCACGCAACCCGUGUCAACGGAACAUGUAGUACAAGGCGGUGCCACUGAAAAAGAACUCGGUCCUAGCCUCGAAAAUCAAAAUGAAACAGUCGAGCCUGUAGCAGCUCGACUUUCGGACGAGGCACAAUCUGUACCAAGUCCAAGUAACGUAUCCGUCCCCGCAUCUGGAGCAUCAAAUCGUUCUCAGGCAAAGGCACACAAAAAAGCAAAAGAAAGAGAAAGACGUAAAUUGAAGAAAGAGAAAAAGCAAGAGAGAAGGGAUAAGAAAGUCGAUCGAAGAAGAUAA